AUGAUCCAGAACCGGAAAAUGAGAAAAGGUACACGCAGCUGUACUGCAUGUCGUCGUCGGAAAGUCCGCUGCAUCUUUCCGUCGGAGGAAUCCGACGUGUGCUCCAAUUGUGACAGGCGAGGGUCUACAUGUGUUCCACAAGGUGUAUCUUUGGAUCUGAACUCUAGGAUCAAUGAUAGAUCUCGUCAACGUCGCCGAGUGAAGUCGCGACAUCAAAAUACCCAGUCCGUGCCGCAAGCCACACCCGACGGGGAGACCAUUCGUGGCUCGAGCCAGUUCAGUGACGUCCUGGUGGCUCUGAAAGGUCUACAAAACAGGAUCGAGAUAUCGUUGAAAUCGACUCGUAGUAAUGUCCCAGCCCGAGAUGUCGUCGGUCCAUCACGUGGGGCCGACUCAAUACAGAGUGAUCGUGCCCCGAUCAUGAAGCUCUUGGACCAUGAAUUGAUCGGUCGAGUUCCCGAGGCUGAGAAAGAGGCAUCUCAGCAAGUAUCAAGUCAAAGAUCUAAGCACAACAAGACCUACUCAUCUCACCAGCCCACUGAACAUGCUGAAGCGCUCAAAGGCCUACUUGCAGCAUUACCAACAGAACUUGAAAUGAACGGAAUCUUCAAGACUAAAAGUGGAUGGUGGAACUCCUGGCGUGAAUCGUUCGGGCUAAGCUGGGGCGACGAAGGCGAUUCCAGCCUUGAGGUGUUCGCUAUUCGGACUUUCCAAACCGGUCAUCCCGCUCUACUUGGAAGUCUCUUACUCUGCUUUGCUCUCAGCACGGGUGACUUUGCAAAAUAUCUUUCUUCAGUAGAACAUUGGAUCCUGAACAAUGAUGAGCUUGCUGGCAGUAUAUAUGGCUUGCAGUGUUUGAUGGGCCUGGGGCUCUGCUUCAUGAGUUCCUUACAGCCCCGUCGUGCGUGGGCCACAUAUCGUAAGGCUAAUACGCUCUUGCAGCUUGCGGGAAUCCAUCGGACACACCGAAAGUCCAAGAGUCUGGAUACAAUUUUCUGGCAGUUGUUCUCGGCCGACCGAUGGGUUAGUCUACUUAUUGGCCUGCCAUAUUCAGUACCCGAGAAUCUCUGUGAUCUUUAUAUUCCUCCACCAGAAGAGGAGUCAUUAGUCAAAUUUCAUUACCGACACCUGUCAAUCCUGACUGGUCGGGUCAUUGAUUGCCUGCAGUCUGAAAAAAGUCCUACAUUAUCCACAGUCACGGGAGUGGAUGAGAAAAUCGAUGAGAUUACGGCGCAUUUACCAUUCGGAUACCUGGAUCUGGAGCAGAUUAGACGAUGUCGAGAUGCAAAAGACAGGCACACUCGGGCUUUCCGCCUGUCUCAUGUUCACAGCUUGAGAGCACAGCUAUACAUGCCAUUAUUCUUGCAAGGAGCCCAAGGCGAUAAGCAGGAGUAUAGUCGGAUGGCUUGUGUGAGGAGCGCAAGGACUCUCCUAGAAGCGUAUCUUCUCUUGCAUGAGAGUGACCCUGCUGCGGCACGCACGGACAACAGCAUCAAACAAUCAGCACCGAGUGCGCUAACAGCAGCUGUGAUUGUCUUCUUGAAUAUGCUCGGUUAUGGGAGGAACGAUGCUGCAGGUGCAGUACAGGAGAGAGCCGCCGAGAAAGUCUAUGAUGAUGGGCUGAUUGAACGGACGCUGAUCGCGUUGUACAGCUGGUCAGAGGAUCAACCAUGUUCAUUAUCUGGCCAGUGCCAUGCCACGCUGAAAGACCUAGUGAAAAGCAGCCGAGGAUUGCACAAAGGAGAGCGUCGUGAGAUUGUCGUGCCAUACUUUGGCAAGGUGACUGUUGAUCGCAAAGAGGGCCCUUCGCAGGCUGCUGAUCCCUGGCUAGAGACUUCAAGCGGAGAAGGCCGUUUGUUGGAGUCGAAUGCCGAUAGCAUCGCUGCCUGGCCUGCCCUGUACGAUGAUUUCUUUCUUACCUAUUCCGGCCCAUGGACAGCGCAAGAUGAUUAUGUAGGAGGGCUCGUUGACAAUGCCGAUGCAGCAGCAGCUUUCGAUUGGAUAGCCGAGCCCGAUCACGGCUUUUGCCAAUACUGA
Aspergillus neoniger CBS 115656 is the source of this 2037-nucleotide messenger RNA. RefSeq lists its product as uncharacterized. Gene Ontology annotation, molecular function: DNA-binding transcription factor activity, RNA polymerase II-specific; DNA binding; zinc ion binding. Gene Ontology annotation, biological process: regulation of DNA-templated transcription; DNA-templated transcription. The record is from RefSeq and is a predicted model, not a curated record. The transcript is spliced from 3 exons. NCBI's taxonomy places the organism in Eukaryota, Fungi, Ascomycota, Eurotiomycetes, Eurotiales, Aspergillaceae. Bases 1 to 2037 code for a protein of 678 amino acids.